Messenger RNA from Anopheles nili, 2353 nucleotides. It is a transcript of the gene TfIIS, whose product is annotated as transcription elongation factor S-II. Lineage: Eukaryota; Metazoa; Arthropoda; Insecta; Diptera; Culicidae. The record is from RefSeq and is a predicted model, not a curated record. Gene Ontology annotation, molecular function: nucleic acid binding; zinc ion binding. Gene Ontology annotation, cellular component: nucleus. The coding region runs from base 206 to 1213 and encodes 335 amino acids. Gene Ontology annotation, biological process: transcription elongation by RNA polymerase II; DNA-templated transcription. The transcript is spliced from 2 exons.
UUUGUGACCGACGCUAAGGAAGCUGUAAUACAAAGCGUUGCAAGGAACGGAAGCUCUGGAAGCCAAAACAGUACGCGGGUACUCGCGCCUCUUCUGUCGUCCGCUGGAUUGAAACCCGUUUUAGUGUUUAACAGGAAAAACAAAACAUAAGCCUUCACGGUUCCCGAAUCAUUCGCGCUGCUGUCGUUUCCGUUCCUGUCCAAAUAUGAACGUCGAGGAGGAGGUGUUUCGGAUCCAGAAAAAGCUGGGCAAAAUGACCUCCCUAUCGGAUGGAUCGGGCCAAGAGCAAGCACUCGAUUUGCUUCGUGAGCUCCAGCGACUCAACAUCGACCUGGACAUACUGACGAAGACGCGCAUUGGCAUGACCGUGAACGAGUUGCGCAAGUGCAGCAAAGACGAUGAGGUAAUCAGCUUGGCCAAAUCCCUCAUCAAGAGCUGGAAGCGGUUCCUCGCCGGAACGCCACCCUCAAAAGACAGCUCGAAGGAUUCUUCCAAGUCGUCGAGCAAAUCGUCAAGCAAGUCGAGCAGCAAAUCCUCGGACGGCGGCAACACAGGAGUUGGUGGGGGUGGCGGUGGUAUCCCUGGUGAAAAGACAGCCAGCGGAGGCGGUGCCGGUGGGGGCGUCGGAGGUAACAAGAAGGAUUACGACCGGGAGAAGGAAAGCAAAAUAAAAGCCCCACCUGCCAGUAGUGUGUCGUCUCAGUCGAGCAACACGACGGACGCGGUCCGGUUGAAGUGCCGCGAGAUGUUGGCCAACGCGUUACGCGUAGAAGGAGAGCCACCUGAGGGAUGUCAAACACCGGAAGAGCUAGGCGAGGAGUUAGAGGAGGCGAUCUUCGUUGAGUUCAAGAACACCGACAUGCGGUACAAAAACCGGGUUCGGUCACGUGUUGCCAAUCUGAAGGAUCCGAAGAACCCGAACCUGCGGGCGAACUUCAUAAGCGGCGCCAUCACUGCCCAGCGGCUCGCAAAAAUGACCUCGGAGGAGAUGGCGAGCGAUGAAAUGAAGCACCUGCGCGAUCGGUUCGUGAAGGAAGCGAUCAACGACGCUCAGCUAGCGACGGUGCAAGGUACCAAGACGGAUCUACUGAAAUGCGGCAAGUGCAAGAAGAGAAACUGCACGUACAAUCAGCUGCAAACGAGAAGCGCUGAUGAACCGAUGACUACGUUCGUGAUGUGCAACGAAUGUGGCCACCGUUGGAAGUUCUGCUAGGCGAGUUUCCUGCGAUUCUGAGGCGUGGCGAUGUUGCGCCUCCCGAUCUUUGGUUUCUCACCGUUAAGGACGAGCGGUACGGCGUUAUGCAACAGAACGUCUUUCUGUUACGAUCGCCGGUGAUCGACGGUUAUUAUUCACUUGCUAUAACUACUUAUAGGAGGCGGUUUUAAAUUAAACGAGCUGAACAGAACGGUUGUACGAGAAAUCGAGAUGCUAACGGUUCCCACGUGUGCGCCUGAUAUGUCGGCUCAACCAUGCGGACGCAGCGAUCGCUUUAGUAAUUAUUAUUUCCAAAACGAUCCUCUUCGUUUUAGCGUCUCUCACUCUCUAUCGUAUAAGUGAUAGGGGUUUCCACUGGCCUUUGUAAAGCUACCAUGCCGGAGCUAGAAUACCGAGCACGUCCUGUAGCUGAACGUCGUACUAUUUUAGCUGUUAAAUUUUGGAAGUUCUGUGUGACGUGUUGCGCCCUGCGUUUCUGCUGCAAGGCAUCAGUUAAAUUAUCUUUUCCAAAACGCUACCCGAUGCAUGUCGCGUUCAUCCUCUGAGAAGGCAAAGAUCGUAUCGUGUGCAAAACACAAAGUAACACUAAACUGAUGAGAGGGCCGAACGAUCUCAAACGAACCUUAAUGUAACAGCUGCGGUCAAGUGGAGAGCGGAAUAUUAGAAGAGAACGUAGGUUGUGUAUGUUUCCGCGCAGGCCCCCAUCCCCACAUAGUAACAAUCCUUAGGCUAGGGAAAAGUAAUGUGCGCAACAUGUGCACGCGUCUGCUAGCUGAAUAGUGGAAGGAAACGUUUGCUGGCGAGAAAUGGAACACAAAAACACAAUAUUAGUGUAGUUGUACAUAAACAGUAAGUGGAGUGUAACGAUGUUGCGUCACGUUUUACUAGAUAAAACCGCAUGUAAAGCGAUGUAGUGUGAAUGCGUGCGUGUUGUACCAUGGAAAAUGGAUAAAAUGGGUUUUCAUUUUCGUCCUGGAAACGGUUAUCCGAACAUGGGAAAUGGUGCACACCGCGCCCCUGAAAUAUACGGUUGGAGGGAACCGUAGUAACAAACUUCAUUGGCUUUAAUUUACUCAUUUUACCUUGGCAACAUUUAGUUCCCGUUAGACAAUCGAAAUAAAUACGAUUUGCAUCGUA